This is a messenger RNA of Exophiala spinifera, 1392 nucleotides long. RefSeq lists its product as uncharacterized. The transcript has a single exon. Gene Ontology annotation, biological process: microtubule-based movement. The record is from RefSeq and is a predicted model, not a curated record. NCBI's taxonomy places the organism in Eukaryota, Fungi, Ascomycota, Eurotiomycetes, Chaetothyriales, Herpotrichiellaceae. Gene Ontology annotation, cellular component: centrosome; spindle; microtubule. Bases 1 to 1392 code for a protein of 463 amino acids. Gene Ontology annotation, molecular function: ATP binding; microtubule binding; microtubule motor activity.
AUGGCUUCUCAACAGCGUCCCUCACUGUAUUUCAAGGUCUAUGUUCGAUGGAGACCUACAAGUGAAGGUGAAUCGUCUGCACCGGAGAUGGAGCGUAGCGUCUCCCAGCAAGGAGCAAAGCAAUGUAUAACUCUCUCAUCACAGCUGAGUUCCAAUCGAUGCCGGACCUGGAAGAGUGGAGCUUCCUUCGCGCAAGUCUUUCCAGCGAACGCAACCAACAGCGGUGUUUUUACGGACGUAGUCACACCAAUGUUUCCCCAAGUCAUGGACGGAGGUACCUGCAAUAUCUUCGCCUACGGACAUUCAGGCAGUGGGAAAACGCACACAAUCAUUGGAUAUGACUACGAGGACGACCAGCAACUUGGCUUGUGUCUCUCGGCAGCACACAAUCUCUUCCAUGUGAUUGAGAAGAUCAACGUGGAAAUACACAUGAACAGAAAUGAUAGACAGGCCAACAAAGAGCUGUUAGGUGUGGCUGUCCGUCUCUACGAAGUCCGGGGCAAAUGUGCAUAUGACCUCUUGAACAAGGGCAUGGAAUGCCACGUUCGUGAAGGCGCCGAUGGGCGGACAUACAUUCGAGGCCAGACUGAAGUGUUGGAGAACGGAAAAGUCAGAGUCCGCCCGGUCAUCGCCAGGCCAUGUUGGUCGUUUGCGGAGCUCCGAACCGUUUUCCUGGCCCGGCUAGGAAUGAGAAAGACCGGGUCAUCCUCGAUACACGACGACAGUUCACGUACACAUGCCGUUCUCGAGCUUGAGAUAAUAAACAAAGCAUCGCUAGAGUUGCGCAACGCUGUCAUUGAGCGAGAAUCUGAGCUCGUCCCAGUCGGUAAGCGGGCGACAGACAUCUACCUGGAAGAGCACAAAAAGACACUGAUCCGCACGCCCGAAGGCAAACUCGUUCCCGAUCCGGAGAUUCCACUCAACCAAGAACGCAUCGACGCGGCGGAGGCUGAGAAGACAGAAUAUGAGAAUCGUUUGAAGGCAGCCGAGGAUGCAGUUGCUGAAUACUUCGAGGCUCGACAAUAUCCGUGUCUUGGGGGCAAGUUUGUCUUCGUAGACCUUGCUGGAUCCGAAUAUUUCGACCGAGGGAAUGAUGUAUCCGUGGCCGCACCAAAGCAGACUUUGCUGGAACGGCAGCAGGGACGCCAGAUCAACACGGAUCUUUUUGCGCUGAAAGAGGUUAUUCGGGCCCGAGCUUUAGGCCAGGCUCGCACCCCUUUCAGAUCUUCACCAUUGACCAUGAUCUUGCGUAGCCACUUUUUAGUGACGAACAAGGCCCAGUCUGCCAUGAUCCUUACCGUGUCCCCCUCCGAGCUGCAAUUUGCCGCAACAUUAAACACAUUGAAAUAUGGCAAUCUCGUUGCGGUGGCAGGUGAAAAUAUGCAGAAAUAA